Sceloporus undulatus (fence lizard) is the source of this 2841-nucleotide messenger RNA. It is a transcript of the gene SIM1, whose product is annotated as SIM bHLH transcription factor 1. Gene Ontology annotation, biological process: regulation of transcription by RNA polymerase II. Gene Ontology annotation, molecular function: protein dimerization activity; DNA-binding transcription factor activity, RNA polymerase II-specific; RNA polymerase II transcription regulatory region sequence-specific DNA binding. Bases 529 to 2841 code for a protein of 770 amino acids. The transcript has 11 exons. The record is from RefSeq and is a predicted model, not a curated record. Lineage: Eukaryota; Metazoa; Chordata; Lepidosauria; Squamata; Phrynosomatidae.
CUAAAGACCUGGCCUGAAGCUUUCCAAAGGCCGAGGAGAUCUGUCAAGCUUUGGCCCAAAGGCCUGGAGAUUCCCCCAAAGAGGAGGAAGAAUGACCCCAAGAGCCCUUCUGUCGCUUUUCCGAGGAGUUUUAUCGACAGUCCUAAGAGGCCCUUCUCAAGGAUGCCCUUGGCUGGCUGGCUGAGCUUCCUCCAUCUCCACCCACCGCCUUGGGAUCCUUGGAGCUGGAUUCGCAUCUGCAUCUUCCCUGUCCACACAUAACCGCCCCUUUUCUUCCCUUCCCUCUUCUCCUCCCAGUCGAUGGUCCUCUUACUGUCCUUGGUUCCUGAGCUGAAGGCCUUCCCUUCUUCUUCCUUCGUGGGCCAUGCCUGAGGUGUCCUCCAAGAGGACUUGGUGACUGGAACACAGAGCCCAAGGCAACUCCUCCAGGCAGCCCACCAUGCUUGGCUGGGACUGACCCUGGCUCCUCUCUCUCUUGGAUGAGUCUGUGGAGCUUCCCUGGCCAAAAGGAAGGGGGAAGAAACCACCAUGAAAGAGAAGUCCAAAAAUGCAGCCCGGACUAGGCGGGAGAAGGAAAACAGUGAGUUUUAUGAACUGGCCAAGCUGCUGCCUUUGCCUUCGGCCAUCACUUCACAACUGGACAAGGCCUCCAUCAUCCGGCUCACCACCAGCUACCUGAAAAUGCGUGUAGUCUUCCCAGAAGGAUUGGGAGAAGCCUGGGGCCACGCGAGUCGAACCAGCCCUUUGGACAACGUCGGGAGAGAGCUGGGAUCCCAUCUCUUGCAGACCUUGGAUGGUUUCAUAUUUGUAGUAGCUCCAGACGGCAAGAUCAUGUACAUCUCAGAGACUGCCUCUGUUCAUUUGGGUUUGUCACAGGUGGAGCUGACCGGGAACAGCAUCUACGAGUACAUCCACCCGGCCGACCACGACGAGAUGACAGCUGUCCUCACCGCCCACCAGCCCUACCAUUCCCACUUCGUCCAGGAGUACGAGAUCGAGAGGUCCUUCUUCCUCCGGAUGAAAUGCGUCCUGGCCAAGAGGAACGCGGGACUCACCUGCGGAGGGUACAAGGUCAUCCAUUGCAGUGGCUACCUGAAGAUCCGCCAGUACAGCCUGGACAUGUCCCCCUUUGACGGCUGCUACCAAAACGUGGGCUUAGUGGCCGUGGGCCAUUCUCUGCCCCCCAGCGCCGUGACUGAGAUCAAGCUGCACAGCAACAUGUUCAUGUUCCGGGCUAGCCUGGAUAUGAAGCUCAUCUUCCUUGAUUCACGGGUAGCUGAGCUGACCGGGUAUGAGCCCCAGGACCUGAUAGAGAAGACCCUCUACCACCACGUCCACGGCUGCGACACCUUCCACUUGCGCUGUGCCCACCACCUGCUGCUAGUGAAAGGGCAAGUCACCACUAAAUAUUACCGCUUCCUAGCCAAGCAAGGCGGCUGGGUCUGGGUCCAGAGUUAUGCCACCAUUGUCCACAACAGCCGAUCUUCACGGCCUCAUUGCAUCGUCAGCGUCAACUACGUCCUCACGGAUACAGAGUACAAAGGACUACAGCUUUCACUGGAUCAGGUUUCGGCCACAAAGCCAUCAUUUCCAUAUGCAAACACAACUCCAACUAUAACUGACAAUAGAAAAGGAAGCAAAUCACGCCUUGCAAGCACAAAGUCAAAAUCUAGGACAUCGCCAUAUCCACAGUAUUCUGGAUUUCAUACUGAGAGAUCUGAGUCUGACCAUGAGAGCCAAUGGGGUGGAAGCCCAUUGACUGACACUGCAUCUCCACAGUUAAUGGAUCCCUCGGAAAGACCAAACUCCCAGCAUCAUGAUGCCUCCUGUGCCUAUAGACAAUACUCGGACCGCAGUGCUCUCUGCUAUGGUUUUGCACUUGACCAUUCCAGGCUAGCAGAUGAGAGGCACUUCCACACUCAAGCCUGUGAAGGUGGCAGGUGUGAGGCUGGCCGAUACUUUCUUGGUACACCCCAGUCUGGGAGAGAAGCAUGGUGGGGUUCUCGUUCUGGCCUUCCCCUCACCAAGUCUUCUCCCGAGAGCAGAGAAACCUAUGAAAACAGUAUGCCUCACAUAACUUCCAUUCACAGGAUACAUGGAAGAGGUCACUGGGAUGAAGAAAGUGUUGUUAGUUCCCCAGACCCUGGUUCUGCUAGUGAGUCAGGGGAUCGCUACCAUUCGGAGCAGUAUCAGGGCAGCAGCCCACAUGAGCCCAGCAAAAUUGAAACUCUCAUCAGAGCAACUCAGCAGAUGAUUAAAGAAGAGGAAAACAGGCUGCAGUUACGAAAAUCAACUUCUGAUCAGCUGGUUUCCCUUAAUGGAGCAGGAAAGAAACACUCGGUUUGUUUUGCAAACUACCACCAGGUACAACAGUUAAGAGGAGAUGUCUGUAGGGCUCCCAGUGUCUCCAACGCCACAUCCCCCUGUGAACACACACAGCAACGAGAGGGGAAGAUGCUGAGCCCGCAUGAGAAUGACUACGACAACAGCCCCACAAGCCUCUCUAGAAUAAGCAGCCCCAAUUCUGACCGCAUUUCUAAAUCAGGAUUGAUCCUGGCAAAAGACUAUCUUCAUUCUGAAGUGUCACCUCAUCAAACUCCAGGAGAGAGUAACCCCACAGGUUCCCCAAACUAUUACAGUUCCCAUAAGCAGUACUUUGACAAGCAUGCUUACACAUUGACGGGCUAUGCUCUGGAGCACCUUUAUGAUAGCGAAACUAUUAGAAACUAUUCUUUGGGUUGUAAUGGAUCCCACUUUGAUGUGACUUCUCACCUAAGGAUGCAGCAAGAUCCAGCACAAGGACACAAGGGGACGUCUGUUAUAAUAACCAAUGGAAGCUGA